Orcinus orca (killer whale) is the source of this 4327-nucleotide messenger RNA. It is a transcript of the gene SHTN1, whose product is annotated as shootin 1. Bases 298 to 1674 code for a protein of 458 amino acids. The record is from RefSeq and is a predicted model, not a curated record. The transcript has 15 exons. NCBI's taxonomy places the organism in Eukaryota, Metazoa, Chordata, Mammalia, Artiodactyla, Delphinidae.
UUGCGGGCCCAGGUGCCACCGUGGGUGCCUCCUACGUCCCCACCUCCUGCCCCCGGGCUACCGGCCUGUCCCCGCCCCUCCGCCUGACUGCAGGUGAAGCAGCCAAGGCCGCUGAGUAGGUGCGUGGGGAUGAUCUCACCCGCGCGCUCCGCGCCAGGAGGAGGAGGAGCGGGAGCAAAUCCAACUUCCGGGUAGUGAAGCCGCAAGCCACCGGCAUCUUGCUUUUUCUUUCCCCUCCCCCCACUGUACCCCUCGCCUCUCCCUCCUUUCCUUUUAUUCCCGGCCCCACCUGCCAAAAUGAACAGCUCGGACGAGGAGAAGCAGCUGCAGCUCAUCUCCAGUCUGAAGGAGCAAGCAAUAGGUGAAUAUGAAGACCUCAGAGCAGAGAACCAGAAGACAAAGGAGAAGUGUGACAAAAUUAGGCAAGAACGAGAUGAAGCGGUUAAAAAACUGGAGGAAUUUCAGAAAAUUUCUCACAUGGUUAUAGAGGAAGUGAAUUUUAUGCAGAACCAUCUUGAAAUAGAGAAGACUUGUCGAGAAAGUGCUGAAGCUUUGGCAACAAAGUUAAAUAAAGAAAAUAAAGCAUUGAAAAGAAUCAGCAUGUUAUACAUGGCCAAGCUGGGGCCAGAUGUAAUAACUGAAGAGAUCAACAUUGAUGAUGAAGAUUCAACCAUGGACCCUGAGGGUGCUGCCGAGACUUGUGUCUCAGUACAGUGUCAGAAGCAAAUCAAGGAACUUCGAGAUCAAAUUGUAUCUGUUCAGGAGGAAAAGAAGAUAUUAGCCAUUGAACUGGAAAAUCUCAAGAGCAAACUUGUAGAAGUAAUUGAAGAAGUAAAUAAAGUUAAACAAGAAAAAGAUGUUUUAAAUUCGGAAGUUCUUGAACAGAGAAAAGUCUUAGAAAAAUGCAAUAGAGUGUCCAUGCUAGCAGUAGAAGAGUAUGAGGAAAUGCAAGUGAACUUGGAACUGGAGAAGGACCUUCGAAAGAAAGCAGAGUCGUUUGCACAAGAGAUGUUUAUUGAACAAAACAAGCUAAAGAGACAAAGCCACCUUCUGCUACAGAACUCUGCUCCUGACCAGCAGCUUUUGAAAGCUUUAGAUGAAAAUGCAAAACUUAUACAGCUCCUUGAAGAAGAGAGAAUUGAGCAUCAACAAAAGGUCAAAAAAUUAGAAGAGCAGCUACAAAAUGAAACUCUCCGCAAAGAGAUGCACAACCUCAAACAGCAACUGGAGCUUCUAGAAGAAGAUAAAAAAGAAUUGGAAUUGAAAUAUCAGAAUUCUGAGGAGAAAGCUAGAAAUUUAAAGCAUUCUGUCGAUGAACUCCAGAAACGGGUGAACCAGUCUGAGAAUUCGGUACCUCCCCCACCUCCUCCUCCACCACCGCUUCCUCCUCCCCCUCCAAAUCCUAUCCGAUCCCUCAUGUCCAUGAUCCGGAAGCGAUCCCACCCCAGUGGCAGUGGUGCUAAGAAAGAAAAGGCAGCUCAACCAGAAACAGCUGAAGAAGUCACAGACCUGAAGAGGCAAGCAGUUGAAGAGAUGAUGGACAGAAUUAAAAAGGGAGUUCAUCUCAGACCAGUUAAUCAGACAGCUAGACCCAAGGCAAAGCCAGAAUCUUCAAAAGGCUCUGAAAGUGCAGUGAAUGAACUAAAAGGAAUACUGGUUUCGCAAACCUCUUGAGCCACACCAGCCAUUUAAAAGCCACUCUAAGUGGAAAUGGGCAUUUCCAAAGAAUAAAUCAACAGAAAUUAAUCAGAAAGUCUCUUCUCAAGUUCAGUUGCCUCUAAAUCAAAGAGACAAGAACAACUUUUUAAAAAUUCACUUUUAGGUCUUUUUUGAACAUCUUCAGUUUUUCAAAUUACCCAGGAAUUGUUGAAUAGUUAAUUUUGUUCCCUGACAAUUAGAGUUGUUGGUAUUAUGAACAUUUAUCUAACAUGGGGAUUAAGACUGUUAAAUGAUGAAAGCGGUUUGGAGUAGAAAUAGAAAUUAGAAAAGUUAAGUUCAAGGUCCAGCCCUAUCACUGACUUACUGUGGGACCUGGCCCAAAACGCUGAGGAUCACUGAUUUAUAGGAUUCUCUUUUCUGUGAAGUGAAGGAAUUGUAUGUACCACAUGGUGAUUUGUGAUUUCUCUAAUUUUAUGAUUAUAAUAUAAGUAGAUAAUUAAGACAGUCUUGGUACUUCAUUAGCUGAGCUCCUUUAUCACGUCGGUUGAGAUCCAUACAGAAACCUUUCCUCCAUAAUUGCCUCCAUAUUUAAAGUUUGCUCCUAUACUAACCUAGUCAACCGCCUUGGUCAGUGAAUGGAGAAAAAAAUUGGGAAUUCAAGGAUUAGAACUUGGAAAAUGAAUUCCUUCAGUAUCAGGUGCGAUGAGAGGAUAGCUCACCACAGUCAGGAGUUUGGGGAAGUAAUGCGGUUAUCCAAACAAAAAUAGAGACUCUUGUGAAAGGUAAAUUCUUCAAUAAAAGAUAUCCUUGGAAGGUAUAUGUGUAUGUACAUGUACAUACACACAUACACAGACACAUAUCUUUUUCUUGAAUUAACUCUAGCCAUUGGGAAAAUCACACAGAAUGUCCUUGAUGUUCAAACAGUCUGGUAGUUUGAGUGAUUUUAGUAAGGGCCAUAAGUUUUUCUGUUUACAAAUGAUAGAACUUUUUAAAAAUUAUAAACACAAAUGAUUUGGGAAUAGUUUUUCUAAUGCAUUAAAAAAAAUCUAUCUGAAUUGGUUUUAGUUCUGUUUUCGUUACCUUAUCAGUGUUAAUCCUACCUUACUAUAUAACUCUUUGAUGAGUGGGUACAGAUCUGCAUUGUUAACUGUUAAAUAAAGAAAUCAUCUAAUUUUUUAAAUUAUAAAAUAAGCUAUUAUAGUGUUACAUGUAAUAUGAUUUUCCUUUAAUGUAUUUUAUGAAUUUUUGCAAUAAAUCCAAAGUAGAAAGAGGUUCUUCCAGGGGGAAAGUAUCAGAUGCCUGAUUAAAAUAUGAGCCUUAAGAAUUUUCCACAUCAGUUUUGGUUAGCUAGCUGACAGCAGAGGAAUAUAAUCUCCUAAUCUUGUUGGUCAGUUUUCCCAGCAACAGACUGCUUUUCUAUAACUUUGUGCAGUUAGGGAGAAAAACACCUUUCUAACCGAACCAACAUAAUAACCUAUAUCAUGUGAGAUUUGUAACUACCUAACUUUACAAGCUACUUUUUUUGUUUUAUAGGUUAAAGAAGAAACAUGAGUUACCAUUUUAGCUAGUAGGAUUCUUAGAAUCGUUCAGGGAGUUGGCAGGGGCAGGGAGCAGCAUUCAGGCAAGCCCAUAGUGAGCUGAAGUGACAAAGGCUGGCCUACUUGUUAGCCUGGGUGGACAAAGCCUGCCUUCCGACUCUGGCCUGAAGUCUGGCAAGUUAUACCUGACUUGAGGUUCUGAUUUUCUCUGAUCAAAAGAUUGUGGUUCAGCUGGGUUUUUAUUCCCCCCUAAGCCUGCGGCACAGCUGAGGAGGGCUCUUUCAAAGAAAUAGGGGGCAUUUCUUAGAAAAGAAAAUGGACCACUUGUAAUGGUGGGGUGCUAAAUCCUUACCCCUUAAAUCUACGAAGAAGUGUGUCACCCAGUGUUCUGUACAAACACUUGGCUGGUAAUGGAGAUAGAAGACCGUAGCUCUCCCUCCAUAACAUACUUCCUGGAGGAGCCAGGGCAGGGGAGCACUGCCUGCGUCUUCCUCUGUCCUCUUGAAAGUCAGUACGCCUUUCAGCAGGAGCACAGCUUUAUGGCAUCUCUUGUUUCCUUCAGUGUCUUCCGGGUGCUGAGUAAUCCAUUCAUUCACUGCCUCCUCUGUUCAGGAGUGUGGGAUUACGGCGCCGGCCCUUCCUUGCCUCCCUGUAGACUGUAGCCUUUGCUCUUUCACAGAGAAGCGAGGUGUGCUCAGCGUAGCACCUCCUGGGUUAGGCCGCCGGAGAGCAUUAUGUGCUUCCUUAGGCAGCACGCCUUGUCACCAGGUGUGCGGCCAGGGUCAUUCUCUCUGAAGAAUCGGCCACAUUUUUCAGUGCCGCAAGGAUUUGGGUCAGUAACUCAUGGCUGCCAUGUCAAGAUAACCUUCUAAGGUGAGUUCAGUAUAUCUGUUUUCUUCUCCACGUGGUCGACCAACACACAUCAGAAUCUUAAUCAUCAAUGUGCAAGUACCUUCCCACCACUGAAUUUCAUAUAGUUAGCCCAUCAAGAGGUAUUCUUGUGCUGUUCUUUUGCUACGAAAGCUAACAUCUUACAUCAUCAGUAGCAUCUUCUUAAAUGAUCCAACACUGUGUGUUAAAGAUAUGCACAUGAAAAAUACAUAUAUAGCAAAUUCAUUUUAGUUCCUAAU